CUUUCGGUGGGGCGUUUAUGGGUUCCAUUUUCGGAUACGGUGCGGGGUUGAUAAAAAAGAAGGGCUUCAAAGGGUCUCUUGCAGAGGCAGGAUCAUCUGCAAAGACAUUUGCAGUACUGUCCGGAGUACACAGUGUUGUGGUUUGCUUUCUGGAGAGGCUUAGAGGAAAAGACGAUGUAAUUAAUGAUGGUGUAGCUCGAUGUUGUACUGGUCUUGCUCUGAGUUUUCCAGGUGCACCACAGGCUCUACUGCAAAGCUGCCUCACUGUUGGGGCAUUUUUCUUCAUUAUCGAAGGCCUUAACAAACAGCAGCCUGCCUUAGCGCUCCCGUCUCCCUCCUGCCUCAGAGCCUGCCAACAGCCAUUGCUCCUUCC
Cuscuta europaea is the source of this 373-nucleotide messenger RNA. The record is from the annotation of a GenBank genome assembly. NCBI's taxonomy places the organism in Eukaryota, Viridiplantae, Streptophyta, Magnoliopsida, Solanales, Convolvulaceae.